Molecule: messenger RNA, 3205 nt
Organism: Athalia rosae (coleseed sawfly)
Lineage: Eukaryota; Metazoa; Arthropoda; Insecta; Hymenoptera; Athaliidae
Gene: otd2
Product: homeobox protein OTX2-like
Exons: 8
Coding region: 743-1774 (343 amino acids)
Biological process (GO): regulation of transcription by RNA polymerase II
Cellular component (GO): nucleus
Molecular function (GO): RNA polymerase II cis-regulatory region sequence-specific DNA binding; DNA-binding transcription factor activity, RNA polymerase II-specific
Source: RefSeq, a predicted model, not a curated record
GACGAGGAGAGCCCGUACACGUAACAAACUAAAGUUCUCGUGAAAAGUUGAGCUGCUUCUACGCCCUACUGCUAUUAUAGCAGCUCUGUCUCUCGUCCGUUUGUCCGUCUGUACGUGUGUUGUUCGACCGUUUUGCCCAUACCUACCGGGUUUCGAGCCAGGAAAAUCGUUCGUCUACGUUAUACCCCGUGCAAAGUAGCUCGAGCGGGCUUCAAAUAAUAAUCAGGAUUAAGUAAAGCGAUUGUUGAACACACCGACCCGGUUCCCGAUCCAUCUGUCCGCAACGAUUAUCGAGUGCGCUGAAAUUUUAACACAAAGUUCACCGUCGCCGCUUCGCUCCAUUUUUCCUUCAUUUUGCAAUUUUCUCCAACGAGCAAAAAAUAAAUAAAUCGCACGGCUGCUGUUUCCUACCCGUGGUGCGACGUUUUCGAAAAAUCGUACGAUACUUACAGUGUGCCUAGCGUCGCAAGUUUUUUUUAUCGUCGGCAAUAAUUCCUGCACGUCUUCGACUCGGUUCCUCGAAUCAAUAUCAAUUUUUCACCUCUGGGUGCGGACGCCAGGAUUAUUCCGCACCUCGAAUUCGCCUACGACGGAAAUACCUUGAUUCGUCGUGUCGAUCCUCAUCUCUGACAAAAGUUGCUCGACCACGGAUCACAAGCACAGGUGGUUCCAGGGUGGGACGUCGAGGUGACCGACGUCUCUGCGGGGUGGCGAAUUACAGGGAGCGGAAGUGGCGGUUGUGAUGUGGCCGAACAGCUUGGGCGGGGGUACAGGUUGCUCGGGCGGUGGGGGCGGAGGGGACUUGGGGGGCCUUGCGUCCUCUACGGCGUCGGCGUCGGACUUAUUUGGGCCCGCUGGUUUCGGCGCCUCCGCGGCUGGCCCGUACGGAGCGCUGAAGAGCAACCCGUACGUGAGCGCGCUGGGCAUGCCGCCGAUAGAGGCACUCCACACCAGCAUCGGAUACCCCGGUUGCACGACCGCCGGUGAGUCCUACUACUGUAACCCUCGAAAACAACGGAGGGAACGAACGACCUUCACUAGAGCGCAACUCGACGUGUUGGAAGGUCUUUUCUCCAAGACGAGGUACCCGGACAUAUUCAUGAGGGAGGAAGUCGCCUUGAAGAUCAAUCUUCCGGAGUCCAGAGUUCAGGUGUGGUUCAAGAAUCGCAGGGCGAAGUGCAGGCAACAGCAGAAACAGCAGCAGCAGCAGCAGGAAAAAACGCCGAGAUCGAAGAAGCCCGGAUCUUCAGCUAAUUCCGGCAACAAUCCUCCGUCGGGAAAGAGUCCUUCUAUAGCCGCUGCCGCUCCCGCCCCCCCGGCUAUCGUUCCCGCAACGACACCGCUAAGCGGAGGUACGAGCGGUUCGGCGGCGAGUUCGCCGGCUCUUUUGAGGGACUCCCCUCAGUACAAACCCGCGGGUAGCGCGACGAGUCUACUUUUGGCAGCGAGUACGACUCCGCCGAGUUUGGGUGGCACUGUGUACAGCAGUGGCGGAAGUAGCAGCAGUAUUUGGAGUCCGGCCGUGACGGAAGGCGGGGGUGGUUUUCCCGGGGAUCAUCAAAGAUUAGCUUGGACAACGACCGCGAGUCAGCAGCAAUGUUAUCAAAAUUAUUCCUCCUAUUAUACCAACAUGGAUUACCUUUCCCCAGCACCUCAUCAACUGAACGUAGUGGACGGCGGUGGCAGCGGUCUCGACACGACAUGGAGUAAAACGAGGGACGAGAGUGCGUCUUCUUGGUUUUACAACAGCGCUGGUUGGGGUGAUCGGAAGUGAAUUUCAAGGGGCGUCUCUCCUGCAGAUGUAAUAUACAUAUCACCGAGAGAUCGCUAUGAAUACCGUGGCAAUGAAAAUAAUAAUGAUAAUAAUUAUAUACCGGAAGAUCACGAAGUGUCAUUUACGGAAAGAGACAAAAACGAACGAUUAAUAUAUUUAAGAAUAAAAGAAGAUCUCAAUCUUCAUUACGAAGAGAGUUAGGAAAUAAGGAGAGAAAAAAAGAGAAUUAAAAACUAUGUAAUCUACUUUACCGAAUAUCGAUAAAAACGACACACCAAAGGGAAGAAAAAAUAUCUAUAAGAGUAAAUAAAAAAACUAAAAAAGAAUAUUAUACGAUAUAUAAAUUAUAUAGGUUGAUAAAGUUAGGUUAAUGUAAAUAUAUUAUACAGAUAUUAUUAUUAUGUAAUUAUUAUUAUCGUUAUUAUUACUAGUGAUAAUAUCACCGUGAAUUCGGAUGUAAGCUGGAAAUAUAAAUAUUAUUGAUAACGGUUGAUUUGAAUUGAAACAAAUAAAAACCUAUGUAGAAACUGAAUAUAAAUUUUGUGAAACGAGACGAGUGAAAUAGCCAAUGGGAAAAAAAAAACGAAAAGAAUUAAAAAAAAUCCUCUCUGUGAAUUAAUCAUAGCUUUUAUUAUUAUCGCACCUAUGUAUCUAAGAAAAUGGAAAACCCAGGAAGGUUAUUAUAGAUUCUAUAUAAUUAUUGAUAACAUCGCCCGCCUAUCGCGAUCUCCGAUAGCAAAUGUGUAGAUAAUUAUUACGUGGUGAGGAAAUUCAUCAGAUUAUUUCAAAAUAUCGGUAGAAACUUUUUGUUCUCUUCAUCUCUGGCGAGAGCGUUAACUGCGAGAAAAAACGAACGUUUUUGCGUCAUCGAAAAUAGAUGGCAUUGUAGUUCGUUCCAUAGUCAUCGAAAUACGGUGAUACCCAUAACGAUGUGAGGGCUGAUCUCCUAUGCGCGUACAACAUGUAAAACGAAUGAAUAAAUAUGUACAUAAAGAUCAUCUGCAGAAAACAUGAAUUUCGAUCACGAUAUCAACAAAAAAUUUAUCUAUCAAUUACAAAAUAACGAACAGAACAAGCUGUAUAAAAAUCACACGCGUGUCGACUGUCUGGAUCGCUAAUGAACGAAUGGAUGAACGAAUGAAUGAAUAAGUUUAAAAUUAAUAAAUUCAACAAGAAUUGUAACUAUAUUAAUAUUAAUCUUAUCGAUAACAUGAAUAAUUAUGAAUAUAAUGAAAAAAAAUAAUAAUAAUAAAUAAUAAUAAUAUUAAUGAUAAUAAUGAAAAUGAUGAUAAUAAUAAUUGUGGAGGUGAUGACGGCAACGAUGAAUUACUUGGACGAGUGGACACGACGACGUCAGUAAAAAGGAGAACAAAAAUUAAAAAUAUAAAAAACAAGAAAAUUGUCAUGAAAAUGUAUGAACGAGAAAGCCAA